AUGCCUUCGAUCACACCGUCGCCACCUAAAAGGUAUGCGCCCUUGCCCCCUUUUAUUCUCUUGCCCUUUCCGCCUUGCUGGGAGAAGAUGUAUGUGUGUUCUGUUUUAGACAAUGGUGUUCAUGUAAGCGCGUUCACGCCAUGUUCCCAAGUACUAUGUUCUCUUUUAUUUCUGGAAUCGUGUCUAUUCGCACAAGUACUAUGCACACAGCAACACAUGGUCUAUACUGCUGCAAAUUGUUCUGCGUUAGCUUUGAAUCUGUUAGUGAAGUUGUUAUUGUAUGGUAACGGUGUACUUUUAUGGGCUGAUUAA
Messenger RNA from Triticum turgidum subsp. durum (durum wheat), 312 nucleotides. The record is from the annotation of a GenBank genome assembly. NCBI's taxonomy places the organism in Eukaryota, Viridiplantae, Streptophyta, Magnoliopsida, Poales, Poaceae.